AUAUUUAUUUAUUUAUUUAUUUCUUCAUUAGGUAAACGUGAGAGGAUAGAGUUUGCCCAAACUGUCAAUAAAUAUGACAGACGAUUCAAAUGCACCAAAAGAGAUCUUCUACUGUCAGCACAAUUUGUGUACCUCAUUGGUAGAGAAAAAAUAAAGAAAGGAUCACAUAAAGGUCAGUUUGUUGAAGUUGUGAAGAGGAAACUUCCACUUGAGACAAUAACAGCUGUAUCUAUGAGUCCCUUGCAAAAUGAUUUCUUUGUGAUUCAUGUUGCUAAUGAUUUUGAUUCAGUCUUGGAGUCUGUUCUUAAAACUGAAUUCUUGACUCUCCUCUCUGAGAAAUAUAAACACUUAACACAAAACCAACUGAAGUUCCAAUUCAACAACAAUAUAACAGUGACACUCAAGAAGGAGGAGUUUGACUGGAGAGGAGGGAACACUCGUACUAUGCAGUUCCAUCAAGCAGGAGGUGAUAAUCCUGUUCUUAAACUCUCAGGGAAGACUCUUCAAGUCUCCAUUGGUCCAGAAUUACCCAGCAGUACUAGACCAUCCCAUCAGAGACUACCAGCUACCAAAGGAGGGAAGAGGCCAGGACUAGCAGCUCCUUCUUAUCAGCAACAAUCAAGAGGACCCCAACAGAAUUUG
Molecule: messenger RNA, 642 nt
Organism: Amphimedon queenslandica
Lineage: Eukaryota; Metazoa; Porifera; Demospongiae; Haplosclerida; Niphatidae
Product: unconventional myosin-Ie-like
Exons: 4
Cellular component (GO): myosin complex
Molecular function (GO): cytoskeletal motor activity
Source: RefSeq, a predicted model, not a curated record